Molecule: messenger RNA, 1083 nt
Organism: Fimicolochytrium jonesii
Lineage: Eukaryota; Fungi; Chytridiomycota; Chytridiomycetes; Spizellomycetales; Powellomycetaceae
Exons: 3
Coding region: 117-884 (255 amino acids)
Source: RefSeq, a predicted model, not a curated record
CUUUGAGCAUUUUCUUGAGGAGAUGGGGAAGGGUGGCAUGUGGCGACGAGACCUUACGCUGCGUGCACUGGCUAACCUUUACCUCGUCAACUUCGGUGUGUUCAUUGCCCAGACGGAUGGAGGGGGGCUACUACUUCCAUAAAGUCACGCCGGAAAUGGGACCUGCGGCCAGCACAUACUUCCUUAUCUUUGAUGGGAAUCACUACGAUGUGCUGGUCAAAAAAAGCACUGGGGACCCCAUUCAAGCCUUGGACAAUGUGGACGAUGGGUGGGAAACAGCGCACGGGUAUCGCGCAACGAAAGCAUCGAAGAAGCGCCGCACAACACUGCAGACAACGGUAUCCCAUCAAAUGCUCGACAACGCCGACAAGCCGCAGAAACCGCUCGAACCAAGCUAUGGCAUCUUUUUGGUAUGGGCAACGGCAAAGAACACGGAGAGGACCUUGGGAAUUGCUCAGAUCCCGAAGAAAUACAAACUCGGUCUACCUCUGCAAUGGAGUUGUCUGAUUCCGACGCAAUUCAAUCCGAAUCCGAAUCCGACGUUGGAGGAAGCGACUUUGCUGAUGUUGAAAUGUCCAACAUGGAGGCUGGUAUCCACACUCCCCUGGAUGAGGAUAUGCCGGAUAACAGUUUGGCGUGCGAUGAUGAAUCACUGGACAAGAGACAGAAGCGACUUCAGAGAAACAUGCGCCAACGGGACAAGCGUGCAGUUGGUAAACGGGGACGGAUUGAGGCUCCCUUUGUAUGUAUGUAUGUAUGUAUGUAUGCACAUGUAUGUGCAUGAACACUCUAAUCUCUUCCUUGACAGCCCUGUUCUAAUUGCUAUCGUCCUGCCGCGUGUAAUUUGUCGGUUUGAGGGUGCAGGCGGCGUGUAUUGCGAAUGAGGUGUGCGGAGUGUGCGCGGUGCCCGUUGUGCGUGGUCAUUCUACAUACGUCUGCCUGUCCACGAAGAGAUGGGAGGCAAACAUGACACCCUCCCACUCUCUCCAGAUCGCUUUCCUUCCAUUCCCGUGCGUGAGAUGAAUCCUCCUUUCAUGCGUCAUUCACAUCGUGAAGCGAAGGAAUGCGAGACGUCGAGGAGCG